Procambarus clarkii (red swamp crayfish) is the source of this 792-nucleotide messenger RNA. The record is from RefSeq and is a predicted model, not a curated record. NCBI's taxonomy places the organism in Eukaryota, Metazoa, Arthropoda, Malacostraca, Decapoda, Cambaridae.
AUGCUGUGCAAUGUUAGUGAGUGUGAAUGCAUGCUGUACAAUGUUAGUGAGUUUGAAUGCAUGCUGUGCAAUGUUAGUGAGUAUGAAUGCAUGCUGUGCAAUGUUAGUGAGUGUGAAUGCAUGCUGUGCAAUGUUAGUGUGAAUGCAUGCUGUACAAUGUUAGUGAGUGUGAAUGCAUGCUGUGCAAUGUUAUGUGAAUGCAUGCUGUACAAUGUUAGUGAGUGUGAAUGCAUGCUGUGCAAUGUUAGUGAGUGUGAAUGCAUGCUGUGCAAUGUUAGUGAGUGUGAAUGCAUGCUGUACAAUGUUAGUGAGUGUGAAUGCAUGCUGUGCAAUGUUAGUGAGUGUGAAUGCAUGCUGUACAAUGUUAGUGAGUGUGAAUGCAUGCUGUGCAAUGUUAGUGAGUGUGAAUGCAUGCUGUGCAAUGUUAGUGAGUGUGAAUGCAUGCUGUACAAUGUUAGUGAGUGUGAAUGCAUGCUGUGCAAUGUUAGUGAGUGUGAAUGCAUGCUGUACAAUGUUAGUGAGUGUGAAUGCAUGCUGUGCAAUGUUAGUGUGUGUGAAUGCAUGCUGUACAAUGUUAGUGAGUGUGAAUGCAUGCUGUGCAAUGUUAGUGAGUGUGAAUGCAUGCUGUACAAUUGUGAAUGCAUGUUGCACAAUGUUAGUGAGUGUGAAUUCAUGCUGCACAAUGUUAGUGAGUGUGAAUGCAUGCUGUACAAUGUUAGUGAAUGUGAAUGCAUGCUGUACAAUGUUAGUGAAUGUGAAUGCAUGCUGUACAAUGUUAGUGAGUGUGAAUAA